CCACAAAACAAUCAGCUGUUCGCUGUUAGUAACCCGCAAUGUCUUUGAAUUUAAGUGUACAUUAAUUUUCUAAACAGUGCGAGUAGCUCAACAUAACCUAUUUCUUCCUAUGUGUACGUCUAUUGUAGUACAUUCCAAAACAAACACACCAGUGAUCAUUCCAAAUCAACCACCAACAAUAAAUAUUUUUGUGUUUACUUUAAAUUUGAAUUUGAUGGACAAAACGAAAGAUUUCCUGCGUGAGCAAAACAAGGAUGAAAACAAAUUGAUCCGCUUGCUUUGUCUAUCUCAUUGAUCCCGUUGCUUUUUUUAAUCGCGUUCGAGCAAAAUGGGCCGAAAAUGUGUAGUCCCAAAAUGCAAAAGUGGCUUAAAAUCGUGCUUAGAAAAAGUGAGUUUGUUUUCAAUUCCAAAAAAUAAACUGGAAAUAUGGCAAAAGGCGCUACCGACGAAGGGACGACAAUUGACGUACCGAGACUGCGUUUGCAUGAAACAUUUUCGGGAAUCAGAUAUCAUCAGAGAGGUGAAAACAGACGUAUUUACGUACCAACUUCAAGUACCGAAAUUAGCGCCAAAUGCCAUUCCGUGCAAAUUCCCUAUCUUAUCCAACUACCAACUGCGACCCCGUUCUCAAGGUAAAUGUAUCAGUAAAAAAGAAAAACAACCAGACGCAGUGUCAACAAAAGCGAACAAAAAGCCAGCUGUCAAUGCGAAACCAAAACGAGGGAUGACCCCAGAACAAGCCUUCAAAUGGAAACUCCAAAACCUGCGCCUUCUCCACAAAGACCCCCGGAAUCUAACCCAGGAAAAAUACAACCAUUUAAUUCGCUCGGUAACAACAGCAAACCCCAAAACCUGCUCCCCACCAAAAAACUACAAUGUGAAAAUCGUCAACGGCGUCCAAAAACUAGUAACAGCGGAUAGAAUCCUUUUUUAUAUCCACGACGACGAGCUCUUUAAAGUUCUGUACAACACGCAUAUCAAACUCGAACACGCCACUACUUGCACAAUGAUGACAGAGCUGAAAAAAACCUACACAAAUAUUGUCCGUAGGGACGUAGCUAUUUUUAGAAAGUCGUGUCCCAUUUGCAAGCGAAAAUCUCAAUGGAUACCAAGACCUUCUAGAAAAAAGAAACCUGAAAGAGAGACGAUAGUCUAUAGUGACUUAAGUCGAAGAUGCUCUGUAAAUAUCUUAAAUUAUGACGGCACGUCCGUGAUGAUAUACCAAAAUAAAGAGACUAAAUUCUGUUUACUUAGCUGUUUACAAAGUGAUACGCCUGAAGAAGUGGCGCAAAAUUUGGUAGAUGCUUUUACAAUUGUGGGAGUUUCGGAGGAAAUCGAAUCAAGUAUUGGGAGUCAGUUUUGGCGGGACGUGGCCACUGAACUGAAAAAUAUAUGGACAGAUUUUAAACUUAGGCAUUUCAUGAAAACAGAACCUGCAAUUAUUGGCGAUGUUCACAGGACAAUCAAUGAGUGGAUGGAAAAUAAUUCAACAAAAUGGGUUGAAAAUUUGCACAUAAUUCAGCUUCAACUAAAUCGAGAACUUAAUGAUGAUAUUGAAACAACCCCCUAUGAUGCCAUUUAUGGGUUAAGUGAACCACAGAGUCAAGAUGGCGAAAAUGAAGAAAAUCGUCCUGAUAUCAUUUUCGUGUCUGAAUCUACAGUGGAAGAUACUAUUAAAAUCGAAGAAGAUCAAAUUGUAGAAGAGUUUGAACAGAAAGUUGAAGACGCUAAAGAUCCACUUGCUCAAGAUGAACAACUGACAUUUAACCCCGGUGAACCUGUACCUGAACAAAAUGCAAUCAAAAUCGAGGUUGUGGAAGACGAUACAAACCCGAGCGGAAUCUGUAUGGGAUGUGGUACAACUUCCCUUGAGUCAAAAGAAUGUCGUAACUGUUUGAAAAAAAGAAUCGUGAAAAAUCUUCUACCGCAAUGUUAUACCAAUUGGAAGGAUGUCAACAACUUAGAAGAGUACUUUACGACGAAACUAAAUUUAAGUAGGCAAACUUACCACAGUAGUCGAACACUGACGAAACAGGAGUACGACGAACUAGUUAUAGCUGUAGAAGAAGGUAAAAACUAUCAUAUUUUGCUAAACUAUCAAGUGAUAGAACGGGAGGGAAUAAAAAGAUUAGUAAAAACAGAAAUGAGAGAACACACCGUUAAACAUUACGUUCACGAUGAUGAGUUAUUCUAUGUCUUCCACUACACCCACAUUAAUUUAAAACACGCCUGGCGUGAAAGAAUGGCUUCUGAAUUAAAAAAGCGAUUCGCCAAUAUUGUUACAAGAGAUAUCAUGACGUAUCUAAAUGCAUGUACGCAAUGUCAACGAAAACGUCUCUACAAUAAAUCUGACCGUGAACCGCUUAUAUAUAGUAAUAUUAGUGCACAUUGUUCUAUUAAUUUUAUAGAUUACCACUUACGUUCAGACGGUGGUUACAAAUACGUCCUAGUCUAUCAAAACCAUCUGACGAAAUUCUACAUGUUGAAAGCUCUCUUCUCUUUGAAACCGGCAGAAGUAGCGUAUAAUUUGAUCGACAUAUUUACUUUCGUUGGAGUUCCUACUACCAUCGGAUCAAAGGAAGAUUGGACACUAAUCGAGGACAUUAUCAGACAGCUAAAAUUUGUAUGGGAAGACUUAGAAGUUGAACACUUGAAAAAUGACGCGUAUGAAGGCACUCGUGUCAUAGAUGAAGACAUCAGAACUUGGUUGGAAGAAAAUAAGACAGUGCGAUGGACUAAAGGACUCCGGUUCGUUCAGUUGGCCAGAAACCAGGAAUAUCAUUCUGAUAUCGAAGGAGCACCUUAUGAUGCACUUUUUGGUGUAACGAACACCCCUGAUGAUGACUGUGAAAGCGAGGAGUACAUGGAUACUAAGAAUAGUACUCUUCAACUACUAACAGAACUCUUCCCGUCACUACACAAAAAAUUUCCUCCAUUAAAGGAUAACGUGUUAGAAGAACUGUUCUUGUCGAAACUUAAAGAAAAUAGAAGUUCUUCCUCGACUAACUACUUAUCUAAGCAAAACUACUACGAGCUAUUGUAUCAAGUGACAGCGGCCAAAGUGACCAAGCAAACCGACAUACUCAAAAAAUAUGGGGCAAUUUUCUUCGAAGGUGCUGAACGUUUGAUCUUGCCUUCAGCUCAAGGAGAAAUGAUGUUAUACGUCCACGAUGACGACCUAUUCACCAUUCUUCACUAUGUUCACACGGGAUUGCAGCACAUGGGAACUAAAAAAAUGAACGAAUAUCUUAAAAGUCGUUUCGUCAAUAUAUCUCCGGGUGACAUUUGGACCUACUGCCAACUGUGUCCCGUCUGUAUGAAAAGAGUUAGGCACAAACUAAAAUCAGAUCAUAUGGCUUGCAGUUUGAUGAGUUCCAAAUGUUCAAUUGAUAUAAUCAACUUCUAUUUUUGUCCCGACAACGAGUUCAAAUACAUUAUGGUCUAUCAAAACAACCUCACGAGGUUUUGUGUGUUUAAACCGAUGAAAACGAGAACUCCUGAAGAAGUUGCUGAUAAUGUAGUCGAUGUUUUAACGUUGAUGGGUACUUGUAAGGUCAUACAAUCUCGAGAAGGAGCCGAGUUUGUGCAAAAAAUGAUCAGGCUGAUACAAAACGUUUGGGUUGAUUUUAGUGCCAAGUAUGGAGGAAUUGGCACCUGCGCUGUCGAUGAUAUAGGCGAUGAAAUAAAAAGUUGGAUAGUGGUUCAUGAUUCGUCGGAAUGGAGUAAAAUUUUACCUUCUGUUCAGUUGGCGUGGAAUAAAAGUAUUCAACAAAGUAGGGGAAGGACACCAUAUGAAGACACUUUUCAAUUAAUUUGAGUACGGCAGUGUUUUUGCUAAGAAGUCGAAUUUUUCUAAAAUUAUGUUUAGUUAUGUUUCCUGGUGAAUGAUAUUCACAAAAUAAAACUAUUUCCGAGGA
Zophobas morio is the source of this 3917-nucleotide messenger RNA. RefSeq lists its product as uncharacterized. Lineage: Eukaryota; Metazoa; Arthropoda; Insecta; Coleoptera; Tenebrionidae. The record is from RefSeq and is a predicted model, not a curated record. Bases 329 to 3817 code for a protein of 1162 amino acids. The transcript has 5 exons. Gene Ontology annotation, molecular function: nucleic acid binding.